Molecule: messenger RNA, 492 nt
Organism: Amorphotheca resinae ATCC 22711
Lineage: Eukaryota; Fungi; Ascomycota; Leotiomycetes; Helotiales; Amorphothecaceae
Exons: 3
Coding region: 1-492 (163 amino acids)
Source: RefSeq, a predicted model, not a curated record
AUGCUGCUCCGAGGAGAUAUUUUCUUUUUCACAGCUUUGGCAAUCGCCUCAAAUCUACCUACCCUUCCCUUUCCUAUUGCCAGCCUCUCUCGCGCACCGUUCCGCCCAUUCGCAGCUCUCUCCAGCUGUUGUUCGUUUCAUAGCAGUGCGGUGGACUCAACUCCGAAUGCUUUUCCCUGGUUCAGGACGCCCGCCGCCCCACCAAAGGACGGGAGGAUGAACGCAUCGCGCAACGCCCAGCCCUCCAAUAACACCGGCGUGGGGAGCCGGGGCGUAUCAGUUCAGUCAUCUUCGAAUGUUCCUCUGUCAUCCUCGAUCGUUCCCGGCCGGAAAAUUGGAUCGCUGAUGCUGGCGCCCUCGCACGCGGAAUUUUAUUCCGUCGAAAAUUGCCCUUUGCUCAUGGAGGUCGAGGAAUUUGAGGUUCCCAAGCUUUCAGAUAUCGCCGAUGCUGCCUCUUUCGCUACGUACCCAUUUUCGCCUCACAUAUCAUAA